Messenger RNA from Hydractinia symbiolongicarpus, 1736 nucleotides. Its product is annotated as creatine kinase M-type-like. Gene Ontology annotation, molecular function: creatine kinase activity. The coding region runs from base 36 to 1274 and encodes 412 amino acids. The transcript is spliced from 7 exons. The record is from RefSeq and is a predicted model, not a curated record. Lineage: Eukaryota; Metazoa; Cnidaria; Hydrozoa; Anthoathecata; Hydractiniidae. Gene Ontology annotation, biological process: phosphocreatine biosynthetic process.
UCAAGGAAACAACAUCGACAUUAAGUGCGAACAAGAUGAACACCUUUACACGUAAGCUGGUUGUAGGCGGAGGAGCUGCCGUUGGUCUCGGCAUGUGCUACGCUAUGCUGAGAUCGCCUUCUUUGGGAGGGAAAAAAGGUAGAGCUGGAGUGAAAAAAGCAUAUCAGCAGUUUGAUUCCAUGAUGGAUUAUCCUGAUUUGAGCAAACACAACAACUGCCUAGCCAAUCAUCUUACGCCAUCAAUGUACAAAGAACUGAGGGACAAAACUACUGCAACAGGAUUUACACUUGACCAAGCCAUUCAAACUGGAGUGGACAACCCAGGGCAUCCAUUUAUCACCACCGUGGGUGUCGUAGCUGGAGACGAAGAAUCGUACACUACAUUUGCUGAUUUAUUCGAUCCGAUCAUAAACGAGCGACACAACGGAUUUGGUAAAAAUGACAAACAUGCUACCGAUCUGGACGCGUCAAAAAUUCGGGGUGGAAUCUUUGAUGAAAAAUACGUCCUUUCAAGCCGUGUCCGAACUGGAAGAUGUAUUAAAGGCCAUUCAUUGCCACCACAUUGCACACGUGCUGAACGAAGAAGUGUAGAACACAUCCUUGUCAAUGCUUUGGAUUCUUUGGAAGGCGAUUUAUCUGGUAAAUACUAUCCAUUGAAUGGUAUGACAGAAGCAGAACAACAACAGUUGAUUGAUGACCACUUUUUGUUUGACAAGCCUGUGUCUCCCUUGCUUACAUGCGCGGGAAUGGCGAGAGACUGGCCAGAUGCACGAGGUAUCUGGCAUAAUCAAGACAAAAACUUUUUAAUUUGGGUAAACGAGGAAGAUCAUUCGAGAAUUAUUUCUAUGGAGAAAGGAGGUAACAUGAGAAAGGUUUUCGAGAGAUUUUGUCGUGGCUUGAAAGAUGUUGAAGAACAUAUUAAAGCAGAUGGGCACAGCUUUAUGUGGGAUAAAAGACUUGGGUACAUACUGACGUGUCCUUCAAACCUAGGAACUGGUUUGCGAGCAGGUGUCCAUGUGAAACUGCCUCAUCUUGCCAAGGACAGCCGUUUUGAUAAAAUCCUUGAAUCGUUUCGAUUGCAGAAGCGAGGAACAGGUGGAGUAGACACAGCCGCUGUGGGUGGUACGUUUGAUAUUUCGAACUUGGAUCGACUUGGAUACUCUGAGGUUGAACUCGUGCAGAAAGUUAUUGAUGGUGUGAACAGCCUUAUCGCUAUGGAAAAGUGUUUGGAACAAGGGAAAAAAAUGGAUCAUUUUCUUCCACCGAACAUAUAAAACAUUAAACUGAAAAAAAAAUCAAUUGAAAUUUUUUAUCUUACCCAACCUCUUCUACAUAGUAGAUAACUUUCGAACUUCUUCAUGAAACCUUUUAUUUAUUCACUGUAAAUUAAAGAAAAUUAAACGUGAGGAAUAAUCGAGAAUAAAGAAGUACAGCAGAAUAUCUUUCAGGAAAGACAGAGAAAGUAACUUAUUGGAAUAUCAUGGUGUGCUAUUUAGAACUAGUCUAUCCAAAAAAUUGAAACUAUGUUCCCUGGUUUUUCCUCAAUUCCUUUUUUUAAUUAAAACUAUUUGUUAAAAUAUCAAACUUUCCGUGUCAAACAAAAUUAAGAAAAAGACUACAAUAGAAACAAUAUUAACAUUAAAUAUUUACAUUUGUAAAUUUCUCAUAUAACGACAACAUAUUAAAAGCAUGCAAACGAAACUUCACUUGCGUCCACGCAGAGACAAUUUCAAACU